Molecule: messenger RNA, 1151 nt
Organism: Chironomus riparius
Lineage: Eukaryota; Metazoa; Arthropoda; Insecta; Diptera; Chironomidae
Source: the annotation of a GenBank genome assembly
AAAUUUAUUAGAAACAAUAACAAACUCACAUGAAAUAAUAUUUUUAACAAAAUGGAUAUUGUGAAGGAAGUUUUAGACAAGCAGGCAAAGGAAGCAGAGAAGUACAAGCCAAUUAAUGUUGUGAAGCAUGAAGAAGUUAAGAUAGAUGCUGGUAGAUUGAUGAUUUCUGAUCCGAACGUUUUUUCUGAAGAAAUAAAAGAGAAUACAGAGUCAUAUCUGUUGAAUCUGACUAGAGAUAAUGUUCAAUUACUUGUGAAUAGUAUUUGGGAACUUCCAACAGAAAGAUUAGAUGAACAUAUUGUAGUUAAAUUACCUAAACCGAGUUUUGCACUUCCAAGAGCAAGAAAACUUCCAGUUCCGAGAGCUCCAACUAAAUGGGAGCAAUUUGCUAAAGACAAAGGAAUUGUUAAGCGAAAGAAGGACAAGAAAGUAUGGGAUGAAGAGCUUGGAAAAUGGGUUCCAACUUAUGGUUAUCAAAAAUAUAAGGCAGAAAGAGACAAGGAUUGGGUGUUGGAGGUGCCUAAGAAUAUAGAUCCAAUGACAGACAUGUUCCAAAAGAAAAAGGAUUUGAAGAAUGAAAAGAUUGCCAAGAACGAAAUAUCAAGAAUGAAGAACAUUGCUAGAGCACAAAAAGUGGAUAUGCCUCGUGUUGGUUUUGUAUCUGAAGAAUCUGCUAGUGCUAAGGAUCUUUUGGUUGCAGCGACUAUAGCAAAAGCAUCAACAGCAUCGGUUGGUAAAUUCCAAGCUAGUUUACCAAAAGAAAAGACUGCUCGCGGAAUCGGUGUAAGAGAGCUAAUUCCUGGUUCACAAAAACGAAAACGAGCUCUUAAUAAUGCAAUGGAAAAAUCAGAACAGAUUGAAGUUGUUGAUAAACUGUUAAAGAAGAGACCUAAAAUUGAUGUUGAGAAGGCAGUUCAAAUUCAAAAGAGAGAAGACCGUGAAGAACGUGAGAAGAAACCAGUCGAGAAGAAAAAGAAAGGCGGUAGCAAGUCAAAACAUGCUAAAAAGUUCACAAAGAAACCCAAAUCUGGAAUGGGACGUGCUGGAAACAAAAAACCUGCUGGUAGAAAACGACGAUAAUAAGUUGAUUGUAAUGUUUAAGGUUUUAAUAUGCUAUAAUUAAAUCUUAUGAAAUAAAACUUCUUUUAUUA